UUUGGAUUCUCAUCAUCCACAUCAUUCUCUUGGAGAUGUAACGCAUAUUGGAGUUCAAUAUUUUCUCUAUCUCUUAAAACUAACCUAGUGCCUACUGUGAGUGCCUUUUGCACGUGGUUCUUGGGGAGCACCACGUCUGGUUUGGAAUACCCCCACUUAACAGUGUUUAGGAUUAUAUAUUAGUAUCCUACAACAUGUACAGUCCACAUUAUCUGUUUGUUUUGUGUUUUCUUAUCAAUAUUUUCAACAGUAGUGCUACUGUGCCAAAAGCUGAAAAGAAACAGUGGCAAGAUGAUCCAAUAGCAGAUGAUGAACCGAAAAUUGAAGGGGGAUAUUCUUCUGGGACUGACUAUUCAACAGGAGAUGUCAAUAGCUACUCUUCAGGGGGUGAAUAUUCUGGAGGAGAUAUAGGUUUUGGUGGUGGGUAUGGAAACAACUUCGGCGGUGAAGUUGGCAACGGUGGAUACAGCGCAGAUAUUCACGGAAGCUCCUUUACUGGUGAUGUUAACAACAAUGGUUACGGUGCUGACGUCCACAGCAAUGGGUUUGGCAACGGUAAUGGGUAUGGUACCGAUGUUCAUAGCAAUGGAUUUGGCGGUGGUGUCAGCAACAGCGGCUAUGCUUUAGAUAUCCACAGCAAUGCUGGUAGCAGUGGAUUCGGCGGCGUUAGCAAUAACGGAUAUGGUACAGGUAUCCAUAAUAAUGCUGGUAGCAGUGGAUUUUCAAGUGAUAUUGGCAGCAGUGGAUACAGCACAGACACGCAGAGCAAAGACUUUGGCGGCUUUCACGGAAAUGGUUUUGGCGGAGAUAACACUGGAUUCGGAGGGAACCUUCAUAGUGGAGGAUUUGGAGGUGAUCUACAUAAUGAAGGAUGGGAGAGACCCGUAAAAACAGUUGUGAAACACAUCGUAAAGAACAUCGCUGUUCCUCACCCGAUUCCGGCUCCUGUCCAAGUACCAGUUCCAAAGUACAUCAAAUAUUUCAAACCGUUUGCUAUAGCAAAACCUGUAGCAAUACCUCACGUGAUUCCUGUAAUCAAGCAUGUCCAGAAACCGAUUCCUUACUUCACUUCAUUUCCUGUCCAGCAAACCGUUCCUGUACCUAAAUUUAUCAGCCUGCCGAUUCCAGUUCGAGUUCCAAAGCCAGUAUUCAUCCACGUGCCAAAGGUUGUUCCAGUGGCUAAGAAGUUCCCCGUACGAGUACAAGUAAAAGUGCCCAAGCCUUUUAUUGUACCUGUCUACAAGCAUGUUCCUGUGCCUAUUCCCCACAAAGUGCCUAAAAUUAUCAACGUUAUAAAAGAAGUGCCACAUUAUGUCAAGAAACAUGUUCCAGUAUACGUGGAUUCACAUUUACCUGAUUAUGGAAAUGGCAACACAUUUACUGGUAGCAGUUACAGCAAUCAUUAUGACAGCGAUUUUGGAAAUGGGUACAGCAGUGAUGGCGACAACUUUUUUGGUGGAAACCAAGGAAGCUCCCUUCAUCAGGAUGGGCCUUACAAUAGCUUUGCGUUUGAUUACGGAAAAGGUGGUAGUGAUGACUUUGGAUCGCAUCAGAGUUAUAGUAAUAUGCAACAGAACAUUGAUUUAAACGCUGCGCAAUUUAAUGAAAGAGAGAAACUGAAUUUCCAACAGCAGGGGAAAAAUUUCCAUCAAAGGCCUUUCUAUCCACCCCAGUCAUAUCCCCGGGCUCAUCGCUUGCAAACUAACAACGCUAACAACGGAAUAACUAAAAGCCAAAUGUAUUCUAACAACCACAAUUCUAAUAUCAACAAACACCCUGCUGGUGUACACGGGACAAGCUAUGAACUGGAUGCCGAUGUCAGUCCCCGUGGUGUGAAGAUAAACGAUGCUCCUUAUAGCUCAGAGAUUGCACCAACUAAUUACAACCAAAAUGGGCAGGAUAACGCACCAAAUGGUCUUUACUACAACAAUGGGCAAGCAAUUAAUGACGGUAGAGAAAAUUUAGGCUCAAACAAUUAUGCAAGUAAUACUUACGGUUCCCAGCAACUAUCUAGCAAUCCUCAGUAUACUCAGUCUUCAACACAAUAUUCACAACCUGUAUAUAAUCCUGCAGGAUAUGCUGAAUAUCUAAUGAGCCAACAGCAAAGUAAUCAACAGCCUGAAUAUUCUCAGAGUAAUAUCUCGCAGUAUUCACAAUCUUACGAAACGAGUAAAACAGCUCAGGACAGUCUUCAAAAUGUAAUGGCACAAGCUUCCAAUCAAGGAAUUGCAUCACAAAUAUCCAGUCAAGGAGUCAUGUCACUACCCAGUCAAGGAGUUAUGUCACAUAUGUCUAAUCAAGGUGUCACGACUCAAGCGGAUGCCCAAAGUAUGAUGUCGCAAUCUAGUCCAGGGCUGAUGAAUCAACAACCCAGUCACAGUACAAUGUCUCAAAUGUCUAAUCAAGGAAUGGGAUCACAAUCAUCAAAUCAAGGCCUAAAUAAUCAAGAAUCUAACCAAAAUAUGAAACAACAGGUGUCUAACCAAGGUAUGAUGGCACAAGCUUCUGAUCAAGGCAUGUUGACACAAGCAUCAAAAACGCAAAACUAUUAUCAGCAAUAUCCAUCUAAUACUUUUAACAAUGGAUUCAGAUCUUCACAACAAAUGAAUGGAUUUAGCAAUAUUCCACAAAUAGAACAAUAUUCAAAUUAUAACGCUCCAAAGCCGAAAUAUCCAGAAAAACAAAAUUAUGAUUUUGAUAACAUGUACAAACAAGUAAAUGAGUAUCAAAUGGGCCGUGGCAAUUCUCUACCAUGGCAGACAAAUAAUUAUCAGAAUCAAAAUACGAAAGACAAUAAUUUUCAACAAUUCCAACAAUACAACCAGCACUUAUUUGGGCAAACACCUACGCAAAAUAAUGAAGGACUGAAAAAUGGUUUUUUUAAUAGUCCAGGUAGUCUGAAACCGGGUUCUCAAGCCAUAUCUUCCAUAAACACUGAACCAAAAAAUAAUUUCCAUAACUUUAAUGAUUACUUACCAUCUGGCUCUUCUGCUAGUAGUAGUAGUUACAGCAAUAGUUACAGUCCGCCACAUGCUGGAUUCCAGGCUAGCAGCAGCGAAAACACGAUGUUUAGGCAAAAUGAAAAAUUUGAUCAAAGUUCCAGUCAAAAUUCCUACUCCUCAAGCUCAAAUAUUGCUGUUCCUGGGCUUUUUACACCUUCUGGUUCUUCAGUGUCAUACAGUAGCAAUGCAUAUGGAAACAAUUAUGGUGAUGCUCGAAGUUACUCACCGCAAGCCACGAAUGAAGUCUACAGUCAUAGCCAUGGUUCUCAAAUGACAAAUUCAGUUAGUAAAAAUCAUCCAACUUCAGCAUCAACUAGUCAUUCCACUCAUAUUGGUUCGGGAACCUAUAGUCAACCAUCUAGUUCCUUAAGUAGCUAUUCAAGUAAAAGCUAUUCAAACAGCAAUUCCUAUGACGCUUCUUCUCAAGCUUCUUACCAAAGCCCAUCAUUUGAGUUUUCUCCUCCUGAACCGUCUUUUGAAUUCUCCCCUCAAGCAACCUAUCAGAUGCCAGUUCAAUCUAAACCAGAAAUGCCAUUAUUUAGCCAAAAUGAAUCUGAAACAUUAACCUCUUUCAGCAACACCAAACCGUUGUUAACAAAUCCAGGGAUUUCGACUUCGUACAGCUACAGUUACAGUCAGCAAGUUAGUGAUGAAAUACCCGACUCCUCAAGCUCAGCAAUAACCAAUCCCAUUUUAAAUAUUGGCCUACCUAAAACAUUUUCGCAACUCCAAAGCGCGCAGCAGUCACAGAAUCGUGAACAAAACGAUCCAUUUGCCUUGCAUGCAAAGUCUGGUACCAAAGCACAAAGUUCCAAUGCCCUUCAGAAUUCCAAACUGGAUGAAAUGGAAGAGCAUGUCCAGUCAUCAGCCAGCUCAAUCAUUAAAUUCUAUACUAAUUCUCCAGAUUCUGAAGAAGGUAAGAAAGGUCAAUCAUUUACAUUUAUGGAUUCAAGUGCUUUAGAAUCUUCACCAUCCGCCACUUUCUAUCAUCCGGAUGACCCAACAUCCAGUUCAAAAAUAGGCUACAGCAGUGAAGACCUGAAGAUUGUCCAAGGUCCAUCUUAUGGUCAAGACCCUGCUGAGCCUCUUCAGACAUCGCUGGAUGCGUAUGUUCCCGCUCAACCAAUAUAUCAGGCUUCCAGUAGCGAUCAAAAUACAGUGUAUAAAGAAGCUGUAAGUGAAAAUGAUGGUGUUUAUAAAGAAGCCGCCAGCAUAGCUUCUGAAUCGAACACUAAUAAAUCGCGGUGAAAACUCCAGAAUGAAACGUUGUUUUAUAUAAGACCAUUCUGUGCAGUGAAAUUCGAGCUCAAAAUAUUACAUGUUCCUGUUACUUCAUCAGAUAAGUUGAAAUUUGAAACUCUAGUUACCCAUCCCAUGUGAUAACGUCGUACGAGAAAUACGCACAAACUUUGCAAACGAUUAAAUGAUGGUGGCCGUCAUAUUGUUUCACAAGAUUCAUUGUCUUAAAUAUAGUAAAUAUAGUAACAUGAUAAGCAUAAUAUUGCUCUUAGCUAGGAGUAUCGAACACAAGUGAAAAAGUGUGCUAUUAUCACCUAUUGACGCUAGACGUCAAAAAACUGUUUUGUACAUAUGUUUCCUUUAAUGUCUUCUUGAUAUUUAAUGUUUUCUUGAUUUUCUUGAUAUUUGUUACUUGAUAUUUCCAAAAAACUGUGCGAACAGAUUUUGAAGACCAAUAAAUUUAUUAUGAUAUUUUAAA
Stegodyphus dumicola is the source of this 4719-nucleotide messenger RNA. RefSeq lists its product as uncharacterized. Lineage: Eukaryota; Metazoa; Arthropoda; Arachnida; Araneae; Eresidae. The record is from RefSeq and is a predicted model, not a curated record.